Molecule: messenger RNA, 1782 nt
Organism: Nomia melanderi (Alkali bee)
Lineage: Eukaryota; Metazoa; Arthropoda; Insecta; Hymenoptera; Halictidae
Gene: Rad60
Product: DNA repair protein Rad60
Biological process (GO): cytokine production; positive regulation of transcription by RNA polymerase II
Molecular function (GO): protein binding
Source: RefSeq, a predicted model, not a curated record
ACACAAGAAUCGGCAACAAUUUUCUCCGCACCGCAACACGCGGAGAGGGGGAAACGAAAAAAAAGGAAAGAUAGAUACGCGCUGGUAUAUUAACCGGUUUGCUUACGAAAAACUCAAAUAUCAACUAAAAAUAGUAGAAACGACAAUUAUUGGUGUAUAUUAUUUCAAAGUAACAUAACACAAAAUCUGACAAACACGAAAAAUAUUCAAUCGUGAUGUGUAUUAAUUGUCCAUAUUUUUCUCUUAUAUUCUUGAACUGUCAACGUUCUUUUUUGGUGAAAAAUCUACGUACCAUAUAAACCCUCUCAGUUAAGAAUUAGAUCGUCUAGUUUUCUGAAAGUGGUAACAAUUAUAAUUCAAAUCAGUUUUCAUUUAAACAAGGUUUGAUUGUGAAUUAAAUAUUUUCUCUAUUUUUUUUUGUGUGAAAGUAUUAUUUGUUAGUGAACAGUGUAUGCUACGUGACAUAGACUUAUAUGCAGUAAAUUGUAAAAACUUGGAAAAAAAACAAUAAUUCACUUUGUUUAUUAUAUAUUUUAAGUUGUAAAUAUAAUAAAUAUUUGUUUAAAAUUCAUCAAGCUUUCUAUUUUACUAAAAUUGAAUCAUCGCCUGUGGAUUGAAGUAAAACCGUUUUUGGCUGAUUAUUAAUUUGUACCGUGUUACACAAACUUCUGUAUGAUGGAAACAGUGGCGUUAGUAACUUCAUCUGACGAUGAUGAUGAUGUGUAUUUAAAUUCUGUCGCAAAAUUAAAAGCCUUAACAAAACAGGUGCCAUUGCAGUCUAACAAAGAGAUCACCGAAAAGAAGGAAGAAACAGAAAUAGAAGGGUUGAAGCACAUAAUUAUUUCCACAAAGCCUAUGAUAACAAGAUCAAAGAAAACAAAGGCUAAUAAAAGUACAUCAGGUCCUCGAACAAGGAGUCAAAGACGAAGAAAAAAUUCAGUAGACCAUGAUUCAGAUGUAGAAAUUGUUUCUGUUGAAAAUAUGGUAAAUGCUGUAGUGGAAAGACCAAUUGUUGUUGAAGAAAAAAUUAAUUCUGUCGAAAAAAAUGAUGUGGUAGUAGUAGAAAAGAUUAUAGAUUCUAGUGAGGAUGAAAACUAUGAUAUAAAUAUCAAGAUUCUUUGGAGAUCAAAAAAUAUGCAUCGUUUAAGUAUUUGCCAAAAUGAAAAUUUUCAAAAAAUUUUCGAACAUUUUGCAAAUUUGGAAGGGGUUUCUACAAAUGAAAUUAUGUUAACUAAAAGAGACAGGACUAUUAAGAAAACUGAUACUCCAACUUCUAUAAACUUGUCUGUAAUUGACAUACUUGAAGGAGGUGUUAUAAAGAAAGACACUACGGAAGAAAAACCCGACGAAGACGCCUGUAUUAUAAAAGUGCAAACCACAAAUAAGAAGAGUCUAACGAUAUCGGUUAAGCAAGAUGAAAGUUUUAAAGCUCUUUGGGAAAAAUGUGCAGAAGAAUUAAAUAUUGAAGAGGCGAAAAUGAAAUUGUAUUUUGAUGGAGAACUGGUUAAAAUUACGGAUACUCCUAAUUCAUUAGAUAUAGAAGACGAAGCUUGUUUCGAUCUUCGAUUGUCUUCUUAGAAAAAUGUUUCAUUUCUAUUUAUUAAAAUAUAUUUAAUAACGUUAUUUAAAAUGCUCAUACAAGUCAAUCGUUGUAUAUGAAAGAUGUAUAUGAAAUUAGUGCAUUAUUACAAUGUAAUUAAUUUUUUUUUGUUCCUUGAAAUAUGUUAAUUAAAAUAGGUAUUAAUAACUUAAACGUAAUGUUGUGAUAUUUUCUUGUAAAAA